Molecule: messenger RNA, 7868 nt
Organism: Haemorhous mexicanus (house finch)
Lineage: Eukaryota; Metazoa; Chordata; Aves; Passeriformes; Fringillidae
Gene: KCNN3
Product: potassium calcium-activated channel subfamily N member 3
Exons: 8
Coding region: 110-2089 (659 amino acids)
Biological process (GO): potassium ion transmembrane transport
Cellular component (GO): neuron projection; neuronal cell body; plasma membrane
Molecular function (GO): calmodulin binding; small conductance calcium-activated potassium channel activity
Source: RefSeq, a predicted model, not a curated record
CGGCGGCGAUAGCGGCGAGAGCACGGAGCCCAUUCAUGAUCCAGCGAACGGGGCCGGUGGCAAGUAAAGCGGAACCGGUGCCCUGUAAAGCGGCGCCGGUACCGCCGUCAUGGAGACAUCGGGGCAUCUCCACGAUUCGGGCGUGGGGGACUUGGAGGAGGAUGGUCGAUGUCCCUGCCCGUUACCGGGGGAUGAACGGUCACCGCCGCCGCCCUCCGCGCUGCCGCCGCUCCAGCACAGCCUGUUGCACUCCUCGCCCGGGUCGUUACGGGCCCCUCCUCCUCCUCCCGCCGCCCCCGCCGCCCUCCACCCUUCCUCCCGCCACGGCAGCCAGCUCAACCUCGGCGACCACCCAGCGGGCUCUGGGGUGGCGAGCAGCAAACACCGGCAGCCCAGCCCUCUGGUUCACCGGCGGGACAGCAACCCCUUCACCGAGAUUGCCAUGAGCUCCUGCAAGUACAGCGGGGGGGUGAUGAAGCCCCUCAGCCGACUCAGCGCAUCCCGACGGAACCUCAUCGAGGCCGAGCCGGAGGCACAACCCCUGCAGCUCUUUGGUGCCGGUGAACCCCCUGAAAUUGUUGUCUCACGCGAGGACAACCACGCGCCCACCACCCACCGUCCCACCCGCCCGGCCGCCCGCCCGGCACCCACCACCUUUGCCAAGGGGCCCAAGCGCAAGGCACAGAACAUUGGCUACCGCCUUGGGCACCGCCGAGCACUGUUCGAGAAGAGGAAGCGCCUCAGUGACUACGCGCUCAUCUUCGGCAUGUUUGGCAUUGUCGUCAUGGUCAUUGAGACUGAGCUCUCCUGGGGGCUCUACUCCAAGGACUCCAUGUUCUCCCUGGCCCUGAAAUGCCUUAUAAGCCUCUCCACCGUCAUCCUGCUGGGCCUCAUCAUCGCCUACCACACCCGGGAGGUGCAGCUCUUUGUGAUCGACAAUGGAGCUGACGACUGGCGGAUAGCGAUGACGUACGAGCGCAUCCUCUACAUCAGCCUAGAGAUGCUGGUUUGUGCCAUACACCCCAUCCCUGGGGAGUACAAAUUUUUCUGGACAGCUCGCCUGGCUUUCUCCUACACACCAUCUCGGGCAGAGGCUGACGUGGACAUCAUCCUGUCUAUCCCCAUGUUCCUGCGCCUCUACCUGAUUGCUCGGGUGAUGCUGCUGCACAGCAAGCUCUUCACCGACGCCUCCUCGCGCAGCAUCGGGGCACUCAACAAGAUCAACUUCAACACCCGCUUCGUCAUGAAGACACUCAUGACCAUCUGCCCUGGGACAGUGCUGUUGGUCUUCAGCAUUUCCCUCUGGAUCAUCGCUGCAUGGACAGUCCGCGUGUGUGAGAGGUACCAUGACCAGCAGGAUGUAACCAGCAACUUCCUGGGUGCUAUGUGGCUCAUCUCCAUCACCUUCCUCUCCAUUGGCUAUGGGGACAUGGUCCCACACACCUACUGUGGGAAGGGAGUCUGCCUGCUCACCGGCAUCAUGGGUGCUGGAUGUACAGCACUGGUGGUGGCUGUGGUGGCCAGGAAGCUGGAGCUCACCAAAGCUGAGAAGCACGUCCACAACUUCAUGAUGGACACGCAGCUGACGAAGCGGAUCAAGAACGCGGCAGCCAACGUCCUGCGGGAAACGUGGCUGAUCUACAAGCACACCAAGCUGCUGAAGAAGAUCGACCAUGCUAAAGUCAGAAAACACCAGAGGAAGUUCCUACAAGCCAUCCACCAGUUACGGAGCGUGAAGAUGGAGCAGAGGAAGCUGAGUGACCAAGCCAACACCCUUGUCGACCUCUCAAAGAUGCAGAACGUGAUGUACGACCUCAUCACAGAGCUAAAUGACCGCAGUGAGGACCUGGAAAAGCAGAUCAGUGGCCUGGAAUCCAAGCUGGAGCAGCUCAGUGCCAGCUUCAACUCCCUGCCCCUGCUGAUGGCUGACAUGCUGCGCCAGCAGCAGCAGCGCCUGCUCACCGCUGUCCUGGAGGCCCGGGGGGUUGGUGUGCCCGUGGGCACCCCCCAGACACCUCUCUCUGAGAGCCCCAUUGGGGUCAGCUCCACCUCCUUUCCCACCCCUUACACAAGCUCAAGCAGCUGCUAAAACACAGCCCCUCAGCCCCGCUGUGGACAGGGGAAGCAUUUCCACACAGAUCAUGAGGUCUCUGUGAACUUUCCUCUGGUCCUUGAACCGCUGCAGGACCCUUCAGCUGGAGCCAGUGGGACCAGCAGUGCCGAGCAAUGCUCGGAGCUUUGCCAACGCCUUGGUAUCGGGAAUUGCAUCCCUCUUCAGGUGCCUCUACACGUGGUGAAGGAAGGGGACAGAAGGUGAUGCCUUGGGCCAGCCUGUGCCAUGGCGUCCGGUGGCAGACGGAAAACCCACGCUCAAUCUCAGGUCUUCACAUUUGAAAACAAAACAAAACAAAACAAAACACCAAGUCAGAAGCACUGAAGCAACGGAGACACCGGAGGGAGAGUUUUUUCUCCCUGGGGCACCCCCCUGGCCCCCUGCCCCUCUCUCAAUUGCCAAACCUCGCCAGGCAGAUGCCAGCGUGGGGAGAUUCGUUAUGCAGGCUCUGGCUGACGCUGCCUAUGCUCUAUUCCAUCUCCUUGCCAGGACCCACAGGACAGCCCUCUCACUGACAGCUGGUUGACAAUGUCUGACUGUAACCUUCCUGUGGAGUUCUCUGGAGCUGUGAGUGUUUUCUACCCAGAGAAGAACAAUGGACACUUCUUCUUUCUGGUCCUUAGUGUCAUAUUCUGCCUGGAGACACAUGCCAGAGCCAGGAAAGCAGUGCCUACAGCGUGCAGGGCCACGCAGGGCUGCCCCCAGCCACUGUGUUGGUGGCCAGUGAUGGGGCUGGCAGGCCAGCUCGGGCACUGAGGGGGUCUCCAGGUGCUCACAUCACUGCCUGCUGGGAGCCUCCCAGCAUUUUGCAAAGCCAGUGGGCUCUUUGCAUCAGUCCCAGAAGUGCUGGAUGAACAUCCCAUCAGCUCCAACUGUCUCCACUUGUGCUGGGAACAUCCAUGUUUGAGCCCAGUUGGCAAUGUCAAGUCCACCAGGAUCAAGCAGGAGCUCACUGGCAAGUGAUGUGGUAGCAGGGGCAGGUGCUUCAUCUGUUUAAAACAAAGUCCAUCGCCUUCAUGCCACUUCUGCUGGGUUUGGUGGAGGGCAGCAGCACUCUCUGGCACUGUCUUGGCAGAGGCACUGCUGCCCAUGCCUGCCAAAGUACAGCACCUCAGACUCCAUUAUACUUUUUUGCUGGUGUUCAGCUUCCUGAGGUACCCUUGGCAUCACCUGGCUGCUUCUGGAACCAGCCACUUUCUGUUUUGCUUUCACCAUUUCUCCCUUUUUCCUCCUCAGUUUUCCCCCAGUAUCAUCUUCUGGCUUUCCUGGAUCCUUGCAUGGAGCCAUGCCAGGCUCUGACUUUGGGGUUGGUGUUUGCUGCUUUCCAUGAAAACUCAGCAGAGAAUAUUUAUAUAUUUUUAAACAGAUGAAGUAACCAUGUAAUUACUCUGCAAUAUUAAUUACGCCUCACCCAGCAGUGUCAGUAAUUGUAAUCAGUCACUGUGUUACUCCAGGUAUACUCAGCCUGUAAUGCUCUCCUUUGUAACUUUUUCCCUUCCAUAAAUAAUGCUGGAUUUGUGCACACGUAGGGUAGAGACCCACCACCCUCCUGCACCACCACCCCUACACACCUCCAAUGCCGAAGAAUUUCCUUGCUGCCAGUGGUGUGAGGUGGUUUCACUCCCUGUGUCCUGCAGCUGGAGUUACAUAGAAAAUAAACAGUAGUUAGUGAGGAGUACUGCCCCCAUGCUGGCCCUAGGAGGAGGAGGAAGAAGGCUGCCAAAUGAGUACUGCAAAAUGAGAUCCUUGCUGCAGAGGUGUUGGUAGCAGGGGACAAAUACAGUCAUCCCCGUUGCCUUCAGGCAGGCACGUGCCCAUUGCUGCUGGUCCUUGGCCAGUGGGAGAUGCCUGGCUUCUGGGAAAGAGCUGCUCUUCCAAGCUCUUGUAAUUAGUAUAAUUGAUACCCCACAGAUGGCUAGGGAUUCGCUGCUGCCUUGGAAGCCCCCCAUGAUCUAUUCUCAGCCCAGCUGCUGCUCCCUGUAUGCCUGUGGGUGCCCCCCUGUCCAUCUUGCCCAGCAGAAGCUCCUGCUGAUCUCUCUCAGGAGGUUCUCAGCAUAGCAAUGGAGAAUAUGUUAGAAAUGCUGAGAAAGAGCCUGAAAUGCAGCAUUUUCCCUAGCCUGCAGGCAGCUGGUGGAGAAAAAUGCUUUUUGGGCUUCAGAUAGGAGCACACUGCCCAUGGAAUGGUGCUGUGCAUGGGAUGAGGUGUGAAGAUGUGUCCUGGGGCAUCAGAGAGCCAGAGAAAGUAUUGAUUCUUAAAGAUCAAUAUUGUCAGCAGGAACCCAGGAACCUCCCUGCCAGCACACGAUCAAGUCUGGGAAAUCCAACCAAGUGGGACAAGAGCAGGUGAUGCCAGCUCCAGGCCCCAAGGCUGGAGGUGGUAGGAACCACAGUGAGAGUAUUGGGAUUGCAGCUGGAGCUAGAGACCCUUGUUCUGGGGCAGAGCAGCUGCUGUUGCAGUGGGAUUUCAACAGGGCUGGGGCAGUGGAUCCCUGUGCACCCCACAACCUUCCUCCCCUGGCCUCAUCUCUGCACAACCUGCAGUGCAACAACCCUUCUGCCUGGGACCUGGCAGCCCAGAGUCUGCACCCUAUGCCCUGCACCUUACACCCUCCAUCCCACACACCCCCACACCGCUAUCCCACCCCUGCACCCCCCAUUCCACACCCCUGAAUGCGCAUUCCAAUCCCCAAAGCCCAUAUCCCACCCCUUCACCCACCCCCCUGCCAGUUCUUCAGCACUGGUACCACUAGCCCUGAUCCAUUGCUCCCAGCACCGGACCCCACCGUGGCCAGCACCGAGACCACCCCCCCCUCCAGCCCUGCUGCCAUGAGUCCAGAGCCCCCCUGAGGCCACAGUGGGGGCAGGCAUGGUGAGGAGCCCCCAGGGCAGGGCAGCCCAGCCCGCCGUGCCCAGCCAGAGCUGCUCCCUGAUGGCAGCUCUUGGUCACCAGCAGCCUUGGCUGGUACAGCCCUGGUAAGCUCCCCAGCCAGUCCAGUCCAGUCCACACACCUGAGAUGAUCACUUUGGGUACCCUAAGGGACAUCAGGAUAAACAGAGAGAAGAGCUGAGAUCAGCAACCAAGGUGGAAGAACAGCACAAGAGGAAAAGCGCAGAGAUGCCGACCUCCUGCAAGCUGGGAAGCAUCUGAUCCUACAGUCCAAUGGGGCCAAUGCACCUCCAGGACCCACCUGACCCAGCCAGUCCCAUUUUUGGCACAGUCUUGGGGGCAUUUUUUGCUCCACAACUCUCCUUCCUGCUCCGCCUGCAAGGAACUAUCCUAGAAAUACCAGAAAAAUUCCACCAUCUCUCUGCAAACUCAUGGAUGUUUCUGUCCAGACUUAAGGAGCUUUGACCUGGGUUUGCAUCUUGCCUCUGUACUGCUCGCUUCUUUUUUAAUUAUAGGGGAAAAGCAUAAUAGUUUAUUUUAACUAUGAAAUAUAUUGCUAUAUUAUGAUGGUUAUGGUAACUUUCAAUUAUGGUUUUGUACCCAACACGGUUGUUAGCAGGCAGCAACACCAGGCUGCUGCCAAAAAUGUCUGUUUCUGAGUACAGCUACUACUGCCAGUGAGGAUGGGGGACAGGGAGAGGUGCAGAAUCCGAGUUAUCCUUUAUCCCCCUUGUACUCAUUUCCAGUACUUGGAAGCUGACCUCUAGCAGGUCUGGAUCUGUCUGUAGCCCAAUGGCACCAGGGCUUUGCUUCUCCCUACAGAAAGGUCAGGCUCCCCUUUUUUCCCAGGUUCUGGAAAGCCAUUUCCCCCAGGCUGUCUCCUCCAGCAGAAGGAGGGACUCUGCUCCCUGGGCACAAGCUCUGCAAGAGUCAAAGUUCCCUUUUUCCUCCAGGACAGAGGCUCUUGAGAAAGCAGUGCUUCAGAGCACAUUUUCAUAGAAUUAUGGAAUUGUUAAGGUUGGAAAAGUCCUCUAAGAACAUCAAGCCUAACUGUUAACCCACCACCACCACCAAGCCCACCACUAACCCACGUGCCCAAGUGCCACAUACACAAAUCUUCUAAAUUCCUUCAGGGAUGGGGACUCCACUACUGCCCUGGGCAGCCUGUACCAGAGCCUGACCACAGUUACACACAAGAAAUUUUCCCAAUAUCCAACCUAAAUAUCCCCUGGCACAACUUGCAGGCAUUUUCUCUUGUCCUUUCACUUGUUACUUGGGAGAAGAGACUGGGACAUGUCCAGUUCACAUUUCACACCCUGCCCUGGGGAGCUGCAGCUUUUGCUCAACCUCAGGAUAUGAUGGCAUAGGAGGACAAAACCCUGAGCAUGAAAGAGAAAUGAGAAAAGGUUGCAGGGACUGUUUUGUCUCAGCCUUCCAGCUGGGAACAAGCUGCCCAGAGUUGUGUCUGCCCCAUAUCUGGAAGUGUUCAAGCCCAGGUUAGAUGGGGCUUGGAGCAACCUGGUCUAGUGGAAGGUGUCUCAGCACAUGGCACGGGGAAUGAGAUGAGCUUUAAGUCCCUUCCAAUCCAAACUAUUCUGUGAUUCCAUGAUCCCAUGGACUCCUUGAGCCUCAGAGAGCAUCACUUCCUUACCUCUAGCCCCUGAGCUGCUGGACCUGAUCCCUACUGGAUCAUAAGUCUUAAACUGCUCUUUGGCAGCCACACUUUGUCCUGGCCAGUCUUCACAGAGCAUGACAUGUCUGGGAAUGAGCAGCACCUAUGGAACCAAUUCCUGCUGCUUUUGUCCAGAGAAAGUCUAUAAGUCCCUGCAUUGGCCCUUCUUGAUCAGAGCUGCAGUCACUGCCAUGCUGUCACUGUAGAGCUGUGCUGGUCUCACCCUUCCAGGCCAGUCCAACCCAGCAAAUCCCAACAGCAAUGAGCUGCUAUGAGAUCUGGAUGCUCCUUGCUGGACUCCAGACCUGAAAUCUCCCUGCAGAAACCAGCUCUGAUAGAGGAAAGAGGCUGGUUCUUCUGAGAGGCCAGGGCUGAGCCUCUGCUGCUGCCAGCUAGGUCUGGGGCUGCCAGAGGAUUCCUGGUCCUCUGCACCACUCUGCCUUGGGCUUCUCCUGCCCAGCAUCUCCCAGGUAGCCCAGAGUCCUGUGCCUUGGCUACCAGGUAUGUUUGGUGGGGGGCAAUGGUGGUGAUUGCUCAGCAGUUUGGGAAGAUUCUGCUGCCAGGUUCUGUACUGCUCUGAGCCUCUUCUCACCUAACUCCAAGCCCUCUCCUAAAAGAUAUCCAAAGGGUCCAAGGUCAUCAUCCAAGGGGAUGUUGCAAGGGAGAGAAAAAGCUUCUCCAUGGCAUUAGUUAUUUCCCUAUGGGAUGAGCCACCUCAGAGCCCCAUGAGGCACCAGUCAGGGCUCCAGAACCACCUGCCCAGUGCAUGCUCUUGGCUGGGGGCUCUGGUGCUCUGUGCACCCAGCUCUGUCCUUCUUCCACCCAAAGUGUUCUUCCCCCCACUGGGGUCUCAGCACUGCCCAUGCACCUUUCAGUGGGAGCUGCUUGCAUGUCUCUGUGGUCAGGAUCCAGUCCUGGGCUUUACCUUCCUCCUUCAGGGCCGGUCUCUCAGCUGGAGGACAGGAAUGGGGGCUGGCACAUAUGACAACAGCCCAUCCCCACAGCAUUGCCAUAAACCCGAGCUGUACCCAGAAACAGGCAUGUUUUAAACUAUGGCUUUAACCUGUUCACUGUAAAAAGUGCCUUGGACUUUAAUCUGAAGAGGUCACUAUCUAGAAGUAUUUACCUGUGCUGGUGUGUAAGGAUGCAGCUCUGUGUGCAGAGUUACACACACAAAUAUAUGAUCUAUACGUACA